CCUGCCAAGUCGUUGCUGAAACCGCCCAAACAGGCUGGGAGCGCUUGGCAGUUCUUCUUUACGGACCGACUCAACGCGGCGAAAUCGGAGCAGCAGACGGGCCACAAGCUCAACGUUGCCGACGUCGCCAAAGAGGCUGGAGUGGCUUACAACGAACUCUCCGCCGCACAGAAGGACGUGUAUAUCAAACGUGCCGCCGACGCUCGAGAGGUGUACAAGAAGGAGUAUACGGCAUGGUUGGGGACUUUGAGCCCGGAUGAGAUCAAGCGGGAGAACGAGUUUAGGACGGGGCAACGUAAAGCGGGCAAGAGUAGGAAGGGAAACUUGAAGGACCCGAACGCGCCCAAGAAGCCGUUGUCGGCGUAUUUCUUGUUCUUGAAGGCGAUCCGGAGUAAUAGGGCGUUGACGAGGAUCGUUUUCGAGGAUGCCGAGGCGACGACCAAGCAGAGCACGUUGGCGGCUAUGAGAUGGAGAGGUUUCACCCCGGAGCAAAAAGGACCCUUUUUGCGACAAUCCGAAGCGGACAAGGCCGAAUACGAGGCGGUGCGCAAGCAGUACGAUCUGGAUACACAGGCG
Molecule: messenger RNA, 576 nt
Organism: Filobasidium floriforme
Lineage: Eukaryota; Fungi; Basidiomycota; Tremellomycetes; Filobasidiales; Filobasidiaceae
Product: high mobility group box domain-containing protein
Exons: 2
Source: RefSeq, a predicted model, not a curated record